This is a messenger RNA of Paramisgurnus dabryanus, 1457 nucleotides long. NCBI's taxonomy places the organism in Eukaryota, Metazoa, Chordata, Actinopteri, Cypriniformes, Cobitidae. The record is from RefSeq and is a predicted model, not a curated record.
AAUGUAAAAUUAUGCAUGCUUACAAAUGAUGUCUUGGCUGUGUGUGGGCAUGCAGGGAAUGAUGCUCGGGCUGCGUGGAAGGCUUUAAAAUCAGAAUAUCAGGAGAGAGUUCAGAAGGUGGAGGAGCUGAUCGGGUCCUUUCAGGUCAACAUGGAGGAGCUUCAGGGUAGACGGCAGAAACUGGAGAACCUGCUCUCCACUUUACAGAAAAAGAAGGAGGAGUGUAAAGAGAGAGAAAGAAUCGCGGCUAAACAGAAUCAGAGAGCUGAGAAACAAAUUGGCUUUCAGCUGGAGGAUUCACUGCAGGCAGCCCAGAAAGCCUUGAAUGUGUGCAAUUCACGUCUGUCUACGCUCAAUGAGGAGGUUAAUGAGCAGUUGGUCCGUGUUAGUGAAUGGACAUUAUUGAAAGAUGCGUUGCAGACGUUAGUAACAGGAACGCAGAGAAAUAUGCAGUACAGAUUGUUGUCAGUGAGACCCUCUGAGCUGUGCCUAGAGAUUCUGCCUCGGGCUGCUGGGAAAUCACUUGAACCUCUGCAGGUCUCCAUCACCAUGACAACCGAUGACCAUUUUCAUCUUCAGGUGCUUCAGGGAACUGCUGGCCUUGUAGAAGAAGCAACAGAAGGUCAGCUUAGACAAGUGAGUGUUGCUUUGGAAGAGGUGAUGGAGCGCUACAUUAGUCAAGGAGAGAUGCUUUCAGAGAUUCAAGCUCUGCACUCAAGGUUUGCGAUUGAUUGGUGUCCAGCUGAAAGGCUUCUAAUUUUUCUAAAGACUGCGACCACAGUGUGUCAUCUGAGGGUCGGGGAGGGUUACCCAUCACAUGGCCGAGCUACUCUCAUCUCUGUGAGAAAAGAUGGAAACUUGCUUGAUAUCACCGAUCUGCAGCCCACCACGAAACAUCCUGUCCUGACAGAGUGGCUUGAGUUUCUCACCUCCGAUCCUAACAUCUGAUGUCACAGAGCGUACUCCAGCGUCAGUGAGGACAACCAUGAGUGCCAACCGAUGAAUCACACAUAAGUCAGAGACUAUUACACAAUAAUCAUCUGGAAUGUACAGUUGUAGUUGUAUUUUGUUUAAUGAAUGAAUGAAUAUUUGUAGAGUGCAUUUUUUAAUAUUGUGUGUCUUUUCACAGUAAGGAAUUGCAUUUAGACUGUUCACCAAUACAUUCGAGCAAAUAAGCAUUUUAAUUACUGUCUUGUUUUAUUUUAUUUUUUGUAUGAUUAGCAACAAAAUCAGACAGUUACUUCCGCUGAUUGUGUACCAAUAUCAUGUUUAACUAUCCUAGCAAAUAAAAGUUUAUCAAAUGUUAUACAGUCAACACUAGAGGGCAGCUCCGUCACUCUCCUCACAUGCUUAUUGUUGCAUCCACCACAAGUCUGACGUAACAGAUUAGGUAACAAUUUAAACUGUGGCUAAAGCUUCAGCCUAAUUCUUAUGACAUUUAGAUAUUGAUUUUUCUU